Molecule: messenger RNA, 2940 nt
Organism: Linum tenue
Lineage: Eukaryota; Viridiplantae; Streptophyta; Magnoliopsida; Malpighiales; Linaceae
Source: the annotation of a GenBank genome assembly
AGAAUUUCGAGAUGACGACCAACAAAAGCGCCACAGAAUUUUCUCAGCCAUCUCAGCAAGGAGACGGUGGUGUUGCUGCUCCACCAUCACUAUCAUCAGCUGGAGGAGGAGCGGGAGGAGGAAAAAAUGACAAUCAGACUUCUCGCGAAACCAAUCCGAUCCUUAAGAGCGGGCCUCUUUUCAUUUCAUCUAAAGGAAUUGGAUGGACAUCUUGGAAGAAAAGAUGGUUUAUUUUGACAAAAACUUCAUUAGUUUUCUUCAGAAGUGAUCCAAGUGUUGUUGCUCAAAAAGGAAGUGAAGUGAACUUAACCCUUGGUGGUAUUGAUCUCAACAAUUCAGGAAGUGUGGUUGUCAAGGCUGACAAAAAGCUCCUGACAGUUCUCUUUCCAGAUGGUCGUGAUGGUCGAGCAUUCACUCUCAAGGCUGAGACGUCAGAAGAUUUGUACGAAUGGAAAGUUGCACUUGAGAGUGCUUUAUCACAAGCACCAUGUUCCGCAACUAUGAUGUCACAAAAUGGUGUCAUCAAGAAUGAUCAACCCGAAGUGCCUGAGGCAAAAGUCGAAAAGAUUAAUGAAAAGCCACCACCAGCGUCUUUGGUGCUUGGCAGACCAAUUUUGCUUGCUUUGGAAGAUGUUGAUGGAUCUCCAUCUUUUCUCGAGAAGGCUCUCAAAUUUAUAGAAGAUCAUGGGGUUAAGGUGGAAGGCAUCUUACGACAAGCUGCAGAUGUUGAUGACGUUGAGCAUCGUAUUCGAGAGUAUGAACAAGGGAAGAUAGAGUUCUCCCCUGGGGAAGAUGCACACGUAAUUGGUGAUUGUAUUAAGUACUUUCUACGGGAACUGCCAUCUUCUCCAGUACCUACAUCUUGCUGUCAUGCUUUAUUAAAUGCGUGUAGAUCCGAUAAAGGAAAUAGAGUCUCUUCCAUGAGAACAGCAAUAAUGGAAACAUUUCCCGAGCCAAAUCGCCGCUUGUUGCAAAGAAUUCUUUUGAUGAUGCAACAAGUGGCCGCUCACAAAGAGAAAAACAGAAUGAGCAAUUCGGCUGUGGCUGCUUGCAUGGCACCGUUACUACUCCGUCCUCUUUUGUCAGGUGAUUGUGAGAUAGAAAAUGACUUUGAUGUGGGUGGAGAUGGCUCCAUGCAACUUCUCCAAGCAGCAGCUGCUGCUAAUCAUGCUCAAGCCAUUGUUAUAACCUUACUGGAAGAGUAUGAUACAAUAUUCAGUGAUGGUACUAUGUCACCUGGAUUAUACUCUGAUUCGGAGGAAGGUGAGAGUGAGGAUGAGGAGUUAACUGAUGAUGAUGAGUCUUAUGAAGAUGAAGAUGAAUAUGAAGAUGAAGAAGAAGAUGAGAUUGAUGAAGGAUCACUAGGGUCUGAGGAAUAUUCAGAUGAAGAAAUUGAAAAUGGAUCAAUUGGAAGUUGUACUGGGAGUCAUAUUUCUAGUGAAGAAGAUCCGAUAGAUACCAAGGGUUCGGGAAAUUUUAGCAGUCAUUUAAGGUCCUCUGAGAUUGAUGAUAACCUUAAAAAUGUACAGCCCAGUUCUGAUCAAAAUUCAUUGCCACAAAAUGACAAGGAAUGGCAAGAUCAGGGUCACGGAAAAAGUAAAAAGGAUUUAUCACAUUCUGCUGAACUUGCAAGAGUUGAAUCUAACGCUUCAACUCCUCGCAUGAGAAAAUCUUCAAGUAUAGCCGGUAGGCAUGAACGACGAUUGGGUUGGGGACGUACCUCGGCUAAAAAGAACCUUUCAAUGGAGUCUAUUGAUUUUACAUUGGAAGAUGAAGAAGCCGAAAUUCAAAAACUGGAAGCAACCAAAAUUACAUUAAUUAAAAAAAUAGCUGAAGAGGUUGAAGGCAAUGCAGCUUUAGAAGCCAACUUACAAGAAAGAAAGAAGCUCUUGAGUGAGCGUCGUAAAGCUCUAAAGCAAGAUGUUGCAAGACUACAAGAACAACUCCAAAUGGAGAGGGAGAAGAAGAGAAUUCUCGAUUCGGGUCUAAAUCGAACAGAUGAUCUAUCUAAUAUUCCAAACAAAAUUGACGAAAAGACAAAAGCGGACCUAGAGGAAUUAAGUGAAGCAAAUGUCGAAAUCAUCAAUUUGCGAAAGGAGGUAGACAACUUGAGUGUCCAGCUCAUUCAAAAACCUGAACAGAAUUGUGGUGGGCCCAUCACUCAUGUUUUAGGUGAUCAAACUCAACAAAAUGCUCAUCAAGGGAAAUUACAAAAGAAUGGUGAUGCUGCUAACGCACUAGCUUCUGCUAUUGGAAAGUCGUCAAGUAAGGAUGGUCGGAUGAAUAGGACUAAGAGCACAAAAGACAAAAAACUGGAAUCCAAUUCAAACAAGAAGAUGAACCUUGGACAAAGUAGCAGCAAUACUAGGUCAACUAGUUUUAAAAAGUCAAGCAAUACUAAAACUGAGGAGCGACGAGGCUAAGUUGCUGCUGCUAGCAAUGAGCUUCACCAUGCUCCAGACAAAGGAGCUUCAACGACAACUGCUACAUAUAAGAAGAAUUGGCAAUCAGAAGCACGUCAAGGUCCCCUAGAAGGGUCCCAAAAAUAAGAAGACUAGUCUUCUGAAAGAUAUAUAAAGAAACACCUAGAUCAACAACAAUUAGUUUUUAAAGAAUUCAUCCCCGUGUUCAGAGUGUCAAGAAUUCCACCAAGGUCUAGACAAGGAAAGAUCAUAAAGGAACAUGUCUAACAACAACACCUCCGAGGUGUAAGCUAGCCAAGCCGCAUCAACAACAACUUCAACAAUGUCGAGGACCCUUUUGAAAUAAAUUAUCCAGGCUUCUUCCACUGACAUAUCUGUUUUGGGGGGAUUAAUCUUAACCAACUCGAAAAAUAUAUCUUCAAUUUAAAAAACAUUUGAUACUGUCGUAGGAUGUACAUAAUAUAUAUAUAAAACAUCUACUUGAUGUGAACUUCUGUUUUUUUGCAAAUCAACCGAG